Pediculus humanus corporis (human body louse) is the source of this 345-nucleotide messenger RNA. RefSeq names its product mitochondrial 50S ribosomal protein L35. The transcript has 2 exons. Gene Ontology annotation, cellular component: mitochondrion; ribosome. The record is from RefSeq and is a predicted model, not a curated record. NCBI's taxonomy places the organism in Eukaryota, Metazoa, Arthropoda, Insecta, Psocodea, Pediculidae. Gene Ontology annotation, molecular function: structural constituent of ribosome. Gene Ontology annotation, biological process: translation. Bases 1 to 345 code for a protein of 114 amino acids.
AUGCAAACUAGAACAUUAACAAAGUUUUCCUUUAAAAAUGGAACUAGAAAAAGCGUUAAAAGUGUAGUAAAUAGAUUUUUUAGAUUACAUUGGGGAAUAUGGAUUCGAACUAUAGCUGGAAGGCAUAAAAAACUCUGGAAAAAAUCAAAUAGACGAAAAAUCAAACUUCAACAACAUGUAUUUUGUAAUAGACACAAUAGCAAAAUGCUAGAUAUAAUGGUAACAAAAUUUUGGAGGAAACCAAAAUAUUAUAUUGAUGAUCCUUAUUCGUUCUAUCAUACACGUAAUGAAUAUUCUCUCACACGAAGAAAACCAUGGAGGCCAGAAAAUUGUGAUUAUGAAUGA